AUGGACUCAUCGCAAUCAUCUAUUCCCACUUCAGGUGUUUUCAAAUCACUUUCAGAUUCACCACCAUCUCAUUGCAGUCUAAAUAUAGAAUCAUUUUCGUUGUUAAGUGAAUUUCUGGAUGGUAAUAGCAGCGAUCCAGAAGAUGCAUAUGAAUCAGAGGAGUUCAAAGCUGGUGGAUACAAAUGGAAACUAGUCAUCUAUCCAAAGGGAAACAAGAAGAAGAAGGUGGAAGACCACAUCUCUGUUUACUUACAGAUAGCUGGAGCAAAUUCACUUGAGAUGGGUUGGGAAGUGUAUGUUGACUUCCGAUUGUUUUUGCUCGAUCAGAGUAAGAAUGUCUACAUGGUGUUUGAAGAUGCUUUUACAAGGAAAAACUGUAUUCACGGAGCCAAGCUUGAUGUGGGUUUUGAUAAACUAGUGCCUCUAGAUGAAUUCCAUGAUGCAUCUCAUGGAUACCUCGUUGAUGACAAGUGCGUCUUUGGAGCCGAGGUCUUUGUUUGUAAAGAGACAAGAAGAGGAAUGGGAGAAUGUAUAUCGAGGGUAAAAAGUCCCAAAACGUACAAGUAUAUUUGGAAGCUUAGGAAUUUUUCAAGUUUAACUGAUCCAUACUACCCCUCAGAACCAUUCACUGUUGAAGAUCAAAAAUGGAUUAUACAACUCUAUCCCAAGGGAGUUGACCAACAAAACAGACAUAUUGGUAUUUACUUGCAAUUGGUUGAUCGAAAAGCAACUCCUCCUGCCACUAAAGUAUUUGCAGAGCUUUCCAUACCCAUUGUACAUCCAUUGUGUAGUGGCCUCUACUGGAGCCGAACGGAUCCAGGUUAUGGAAUCCAUGGACAAGGACAGGAAGCUCUGAAAGUGUUUGAUGAUAUGCCAUUCAUGUUUGGUUGUAGAAGGUUUGGGGAUAUUCAGUAUGAUGUUGCAUCAAUACCAACUGAAGCCCAGACCCGAGCAUUAUGGAAUAUUGGUUGUCUUCUUGGCCGCACAGGAGAGUUGGACAAGGCCAUGGAAAUUGUUGAGCGAAUGCCAAACCCAGCUGAACCACAUGUUUGGGGAGCCUUGCUUGGUGCCUGUCGGAUUCAUAACAACGUCAAGCUGGGAGAGGUUGUAGCAAAGAGACUUUUGGAGUUAGAACCGGAUGAUGCAGGUAUUAGUGUACAUGAAAGAUCUCAAUUCGACAGGAGAGGUUAUAACCCCGAUUGUCUUGCCAUAGCCUUUCCUAACUGCACUGGGAACACGGGGAACCUGUAG
Molecule: messenger RNA, 1251 nt
Organism: Fragaria vesca subsp. vesca
Lineage: Eukaryota; Viridiplantae; Streptophyta; Magnoliopsida; Rosales; Rosaceae
Product: putative pentatricopeptide repeat-containing protein At1g56570-like
Exons: 8
Coding region: 1-1251 (416 amino acids)
Molecular function (GO): protein binding
Source: RefSeq, a predicted model, not a curated record